AUGCACAUCGUCGUCCUCCCCGCUCUCGUCGCAGCACUGGUGCUCUGCACCGCCAACGCCAACGCCAACGCCAUAACGAAUCCAGACACCUAUGCAAAUGCAAACCCUAGCAGCACCGCCGUUACGCCAAAAUUGACGCCGACGCCGACGCUGAGUAUAGCCCCGACGUGCGAGGCCCGGACGGUGAACUACAUCACGGAUGUGCUGCCGCAGCAGUGUCUGAAGAGCUCAUGGAGGAGCACGAACGGGACGGCGAGGGGUACGGAGGGAGCUGGGGGUGGGAGUGGGAAUGGGACGCAGACUAUCGGAGGGAAUGCCAUAAGUAGUGUUGCUGGCCAGGAAGUGCCGCAGAGUACCGACGCGCCAGGAAGGACAAGCUCGGUGGAAGUGGCGGAUGCAGCGGCAGCAGCAGCGGAUCUCGAGACGGGGGAACUGAACGAGGCUUCCUUCUUGUCUUUUGAAGAGUGGAAGAAGCAGACCCUCGAGAAAGCCGGGCAGGCGAACGCGAAUAUCGGCGGCAAGCGCAAUUCCGAGGCCAGGAAGCGGGAUUCCGAGAGUCUCCAGAACAACCUGGACUCUCUAGGCGAAGAAGGAGAAAUCGAUUUGGAUUUCGGGGCCUUUAGAAGUGGAGGAAGAGAAGAGGCUAUGAAUGAAGGGGUCCGGGACCAGGCGCAGGACAAUGUCGUAGUGGAGGAGCGCAAGAAUGAGCAUUAUCGCAGCAAGGACGCAGGCAAGACGUGCAAAGAGCGGUUCUCGUACGCCAGUUUUGAUGCCGGCGCUACGAUCCUGAAGACGCAUCCAGGCGCGAAGAACUCCAAAGCGGUCUUGAUUGAGAACAAGGACUCGUAUAUGCUGUCGGAGUGCAAGGCGGAGAACAAGUUCAUUAUCAUUGAGCUUUCUGAAGAUAUCUGGAUUGAUACUGUGGUGCUCGCCAACUAUGAGUUUUUCUCGAGUAUGAUUAGGACUUUCAGGGUUAGUCUCAGUGACCGCUAUCCAGUAAAGAUCGAUAAGUGGAAAGAUGCUGGGACAUACGAGGCUCGAAACUCGAGAGAGAUCCAAGCCUUCCUCAUCGCUAAUCCUCAGAUCUGGGCGAGGUACAUCCGCAUUGAAUUCCUGAGCCACUAUGGCAACGAAUACUACUGCCCUCUCUCACUUGUCCGAGUUCACGGAACCCGGAUGCUGGAAAGUUGGAAAGAGACGGAAGAAGUUGAAACUGGAGAGGAAGAGCAGUUUGUUCCUGAUGCUGUGGCCGAGGUAGUGCAGAUUACUGAGAAGCAGAAAGCUGCUGGUGAGAAGGUGGCCUGGCCAGCCGAUCCGUCUCUCGAGACGACGCACGAUGGUGCUGGGAACUCUUCUCAGGAGACCUUGGUGGUAGCCACGACGACCUGGGAGCAGUCUGGAGCUCGCAUCUUCAGGAAUUCAGAUUUAGAUGAUACUUGCCAUACAUCUGAAAGUCCAGUUCCAGAACCUGCUCAGACAGCGACUGUCUCUGCAACAAACUCCACAACUGCGUUAACCCAGCCGACCAUCCCAGGGGCUAUUCCCGUAUCCCUCAAUGCCACCACGGCAACUGUGCCAUCUAUUGCCUCUCAUACUCCCGAAUCGGGAGCGGCCCAGAAUGCUAUCUCCAAAACCUCUUCAGCUGCAUCCUCAAGCAUCGCGGCGAAACCUACAUCUGAUCCUCCAAUCCCUCCACCACCAUCAGCAUCCACCCAAAAAAUAACCACCAACUCUACCACCUCCAAGAACAAAACAACCACUACCUCCUCCGCCGCCGCUUCCCUCCCCACUAUCCAAGAAUCCUUCUUCAAAGCCGUCUCCCGGCGCCUCAACUUUCUAGAGACAAACUCUACCCUCUCCCUAAAAUAUAUCGAAGAGCAAUCGCGGAUCCUCCGUGAAGCCUUUACCAAAGUCGAGAAGAAGCAACUGCAAAAAACCACGACCUUCCUAGACGCUCUCAAUAGUACCGUUCUCGACGAACUACGUCAAUUCAGACAGCAGUACGACGAGAUCUGGCAGAGCACCGUCAUCUCCCUAGAGUCGCAGCGCGACGAGUCCCGUCGUGAGAUCUUGGCCAUCAGCUCUAGGCUUAACAUUCUGGCCGAUGAAGUCGUGUUCCAAAAGCGGAUGUCGAUUGUGCAAUCCGUGCUUUUGCUCCUCUGCUUGGCUCUAGUUAUCUUCUCAAGGGUGUCAGCGGGCACAAAUAUCGAAUUACCGACUCUGCUACAUAAUAGAUUGCGAGUCUCCUCUCCGUUCCCAAUUGAGAGCCCGCUGGAGAGUCCCGGUGAGCGGGAGGGGAACAGGAGGGCCUGGUUAGAUGCCGGGCACAGGGGGCGGUUGGAAGAUGAGGUGCCGCCGACGCCCUUUUCGGCGUAUUCUCAUGAAAGUGAGCAGCCGGUUACGCCUCCGUCGGCUGAGGGCGGGGAGGAUGUCCAGAAUCAUACCCAUGGCUCAGGCGAACUCCUCCCUAGUACAGAAGGGCAUCUCGACUCAGCACAGUCUUCGCAGAAUCAUACGCCAGCUCAACGCACACCGCCGAACACGUCAUACCCCGACCUGCCUAUAAUAGAAAUCCAUAACUCGACACCAAUUCGCCGUCAACGCUCCUCGUCCCUUCUAUCUCAGAUAGACUUGGAUUCGUACGCCGAGCUGGAACCACCGCCACCCUCGCGGCCGAUGCCUUUCCACCUGCCCUCGCCACCACCCGAUGUCCCUCCCAGCCAGGCAUCAGAAAUCCAGCUUGCAUCGCAGGAGAACAGCGAGCCCUUCAUAACCUCCCCGCCAUCGCCCAAGCCGGAACAUGAACGCCAGCGGAAGCACAGCUUCAACAUUGCGCGGAAACCGCUCCCUGCGCUACCGCCGGGUGCUUGA
Messenger RNA from Drepanopeziza brunnea f. sp. 'multigermtubi' MB_m1, 2871 nucleotides. The record is from RefSeq and is a predicted model, not a curated record. Lineage: Eukaryota; Fungi; Ascomycota; Leotiomycetes; Helotiales; Drepanopezizaceae.